Molecule: messenger RNA, 2403 nt
Organism: Carassius auratus (goldfish)
Lineage: Eukaryota; Metazoa; Chordata; Actinopteri; Cypriniformes; Cyprinidae
Gene: aarsd1
Product: alanyl-tRNA synthetase domain containing 1
Exons: 12
Coding region: 90-1328 (412 amino acids)
Biological process (GO): tRNA aminoacylation; regulation of translational fidelity
Molecular function (GO): ATP binding; Ser-tRNA(Ala) deacylase activity; aminoacyl-tRNA ligase activity
Source: RefSeq, a predicted model, not a curated record
UUUUGAAAACGACGACCAUCUUUUAACUUUCGGUUGCGUUUUACUGUAGCAAAAAUACCGAUCACUUGUACUUUACAUUUAGUCGAAACAUGGCUUUCCAGUGUCAGAGGGACAGUUAUAUGCAAGAGUUCGACACAUGUGUAGUCUCUUGCGUGCCUGCAGAAUUAACCCUAGAGAAUAAUGGAAAGAAAGAAAAGCUGAAGGGCUUUAAUCUGAAACUGAAAGACACGAUUCUGUUUCCGGAGGGUGGAGGACAGCCUGAUGAUCGUGGGACGGUUGGAGGUGUCAGUGUCCUGCGUGUGUUGAGACAGGGUCCAGAUGCGGUGCAUUUCAUCAGCUCUGCCCUGGAGGAGGGUCAGGAGGUGCACAUCAAACUGAACUGGGAACGGCGCUUUGACCACAUGCAGCAACACUCGGGUCAACACUUGAUCACAGCUUUGGCUGAUACGAUGUUUGGCUACAAAACUACUUCUUGGGAAUUGGGACGUCAGCGUAGCAGCAUAGAGCUGGACACAGCCACGGUGAAGCCCGGAGAGAUGGAGGCUUUGGAGGCGGCUGUGAAUGAGAAGAUUCGUGCACACGUUCCAGUCGCCGUCAAUCUCCUGUCCAUUGAUGAUCCUGCUGUUGAGAAGGUGAGAAGCCGCGGUCUUCCUGAUGACCCUGCUGGUCCCAUCAGAAUCGUGGACAUUGAGGGUGUAGAUGCUAACAUGUGCUGUGGGACUCAUGUGUCCAACCUCAGUCACCUUCAGGUUAUAAAGAUUUUGGGGACCGAAAAAGGGAAGAAGAAUAAAACCAAUCUGAUCUUCAUAGCUGGCAACAGAGUGCUGAAAUAUGCUGAAAAGAGUUACAGCAUUGAAAAAUCACUGACCGGCCUUCUCAAGACAGGGGCAGAUGAGCAUGUUGAUGCUGUGGACAAGCUACAGAAGACGGUCAAACGACUUCAGAAGAGUAAUCUAAUUAUCCUGAGGGAAAUGGCUGUUCUGAUAGCGCAGAACUUCAAAAACAAACCGGACAGAGGAAACUUCUUCAGCAUGCACAAUAAAGACGGUGAUAAUGAGUUCAUGAACAUCAUCGCCAAUGAAAUUGGAUUUCAGGAUACAGUGAUCUUUCUGACCGUGGGCGAGGAGAAGGGUGCAGGACUGUUCCUGCUCGCAGGGCCUGAGAAUACCGUCACUGAAGUGGCACCUCGGGUGUCAGAGCUGCUGCAGGGUAAAGGAGCAGGGAAGGCUGGACGUUACCAGGGUAAAGCCAAUAGUUUGGUGAAGAGAGCAGAAGCUGAGGCUUUACUGAAGGAGACCUGCUGCAAACUCACCGCAGGAGAGGAAUAAAAGGACGGCAGACACACACUGACAUCCAGGUGCUGUCGUGAUCAUCCAGACUCCGUCUACACCAAACACAUGCCUCAUGUUACGACGCAUCAGAACUAGAUUAUUCUGUAGCAAUCAAUGAAACAGUCACCUUCAGUUGAUAGAGGCUCCUUUUCUGUUUUUGAUGAACCACAUAACUAUUUUUCCCGUCCAUCAACAAAAAUAUAAUGUACUGUAUAUUAAUCUUCUGACUUGAUGCUUCAAAGCCAGCUUGUGAUUUUUUUUGGACCUUCACGUUUAAAUAAUUUUACUAGUAAUAAUUUUAAGAGUACCAACUCAGGGUUAUAUGAUUGAGUCGUUUGAUGAUUGUCUUCGUUUGAUCAGAAUGGUUGACUCCAUGGCCUAUGAAGUUGAAAUAGUUUUAUUUUUUGCUUUGUUCAUUUGAAGUUAUCCUUCAGAAAUCAUCAUAAUGCACUUAAUUCACUGGUAAGUUAUUAGCCAUUGAACUGGUUUGUAAUAAUAAUUGCAAGAAUUGUGAAUUAGAAUGAGCAGCAGUAGUAAGACAUCUUUUAUAUACUGUAUGCAUAUGUGUAUGUAAUAUACUGCUUUGAAUCACUGGGCUGUGGAUCAUCUUUUUGUCUUUUGUUUGUCAAAGUAGUUUAAUGAACAGUUCACCUGAAAUUGACAGUUAUGUCAUCAUUUGCUCAACCUCAUGUCAUUCCAAAUUCAUAUAACUGUUGAUGUGCAUGGAUAUAUGAAAAGAGAUAUUUUGCAGAAUGUUCAAGCCACUCGUUUCCAUACAGUUAGAUUUGGCAGGUUUUUGGCUCUCUCCUAAAAAAGCUAUAAUGUCAUGUGCUAUAAGUCUUUGGAGGUCUAUGUGUGUUGAACAGAACAAUAUUUAAAUUAUGACAGUGUUUAUUUGUGGGUGAACUGUUCACGUUUUAAUUCACAAAACAGACCUGGAAAAUCAGUGUGUGGACAUUUAGAGCAGAAGUUUUGUUUUAUUAGGCCAGUGAUCACCAAACAUAAAGCUGAUUGAAGACUGUAUUGUAUGAUGUAGCACAGAGCUUGUGCCAAUAAACAAUCUUCCAGUUGA